Messenger RNA from Metarhizium brunneum ARSEF 3297, 753 nucleotides. RefSeq lists its product as uncharacterized. NCBI's taxonomy places the organism in Eukaryota, Fungi, Ascomycota, Sordariomycetes, Hypocreales, Clavicipitaceae. The record is from RefSeq and is a predicted model, not a curated record.
AUGCGCGCGCCCUCAGCCGUUCUGGCCAUUGCAUUUUCCCUCUGCCUCAGCAGCAGCGCGGCACCAUUCAACAUCGUCGAGGUUCCCACAUUCGUUCACGAGGAACCUGGAUUUCCGCUAGAAGGCGCCGCUCCGCCACUCGAAGGAUCGCCAGAGGUUCCCUUCCUCGAGGGACCGGAAAUAUGGCGACCGGAGCUAGAGACUCCACCGGCGUUCACACCAGAAGGCUCACCGCCGCCCGAGGGCGAAAUCCAGCCAGAGCGACAAGAUGCCGCAGCGCCAGAGGGAUCGCCGCCGCCGCCGCCCGAGGGCGACGCCCCCCCGGACAGCAAUGAGAUACCGAGAUAUAGAGAAGAGGACAGGACUCCAAUCGACCCCAAGCAUCGACAUGCAGGCAUUUGGGACCCUCUUGUUCCCGAUGUUCCUGAAAAGGACGACGCGCCGACUACCCGUGUUUAUUACACGGUCAAGUAUACCGAGGGAGGCAUCAAGAACCAGGGCGGGAGUCGCAACAUAGCGGCGACGAUUCACGGCAGCAACGAGCAGUUUAUUAUUGAUAAUAUGAGAGAGUGGUCGGGCGACACGCUCGAGGCUAAGCGGAGCAAGAGUAAUCCUCGUAUUAUUGUGGUGUCGCCGGUGAAGCCGGUCAAGACGAUGAAUGAGGCGAUUGAAGUGAAUAAAUGGGCUAAGAACCUGGUGCAGUCUAAUACUAAAGGCAACGGCAAAGGAAAAGGCAAAGGACCGAAGUGGUAA